This is a messenger RNA of Paraglomus brasilianum, 513 nucleotides long. The record is from the annotation of a GenBank genome assembly. NCBI's taxonomy places the organism in Eukaryota, Fungi, Glomeromycota, Glomeromycetes, Paraglomerales, Paraglomeraceae.
AUGGCUCUCACUCCUUUUUCCCGUCUACUCGGACAAGACCUCGCUCGUGCAUUUUCAUUACUUGAAGAACCACUCUUGACCACGUCUCGUCGCUUUCCGGCAGCCUACCCUUCUUUAACACAAACUAUCCGUCCAUCAGUAGAUGUCUCAGAAACCGAGACUACUUAUAUUGUUGAGGCAGAAGUGCCUGGUAUGAAUAAAGAAGAUCUUCAAGUGGAAUUUUUGGACGAUGGCACGUUAAUACUCAAAGGCAAAAAUGAGCGAGUACGACAAGAAGGCGAUGCUGAUCAAACGAGUGGGAAUCAAAGUGAAGCAGUGGUAUCGAGUGAAGGGAAGACUCUAACCUAUUGGUCGAAUGAGAGACAGACCGGAAUCUUCCAGAGGUUGUUUCACUUCCCGGGAAGAAUUGAUCAUAAUAAUGUAAAAGCAAAAUAUAAAAACGGCAUCUUGUCGAUUUUAGUACCCAAGGCUAAGAGAGAGGGUGUUAAGAUUAAUAUUGAGGAAGAAAAUUGA